AUGUUUUCUAUUCAUAAAAACUCUUACCUUCACAAUUACUACAAGGAUAUCAAUCCAAGACUCAUCAACAGAUGCGUUGAAAGAGCAUGGCAGGCCAACAGCAUAGAUGAGCACGAUUUGGAUCCUCCUUUCAACAGGCUCACCUCAGAACAACCUCAUAUACCUGUAGAAAAUGUGGACAUCACGCGUAGACCUCUUGGCUUCGGAAGGAAGGCAAUGCCAAAAUUGCGUCGUGAACUUCAUCACAAAAAUGAAAGAGUCGUUAUAGCCGCCAUCGAAAGCAUCUGCGACCUUGUCCAUGAUUCCGAGAGGGGAUAUGAAGCUGUCAAUUUGAAAAUUGUUGAUAGGAUGGUGGAUUUGAUGGCCCACGAAAACGAGGCGAUCCGAGAGAAGACCUCUAGAACUCUGACGGUACUAGCCAGACAGGCUUGCGGAAGACUGGCCAUAUCGACCAACAGACAGUUACUGGAGAAUGUGGCUGCCUGUGCGGAGGAUUUUUAUCCAGAAGUGAGAGUGCAAGUGGCUGCCUUGUUGGAGAUGCUAGCCCAAUUCUGGAAAGCGGCGGAUGACCUGGUAGAAUUCGGUUUCGUGCAGAUCCUCCUCAGCAAUCUUUUGAAAGAAGAACCCGAAAUCAUCGUCAUCCAUCUGCAGACUUUGAGAUCUCUCAUGCACGCCCUGGCUGGAAAAAUGAUCGCCAUUGAAUCCGACGGUUACAAUAUCUUCAUGAAGCUGUUGGACCAUAAACGAUCGGAAAUCAUUUCCGAGGCUCUGGCUUGUCUGUCGUUGCUCGCUUCGACUUGUGUCGGUGAAAAGUUGGCCAGGCAGAUGAAUUUGCUGGAUACUUUGAACGUGCAUCUCCACGAUGAGCGUCCUGAAAUUUUCACGAAUGCUGCUUCGGUCAUCAUGUUUUGCACUGUGAAAGCUAGUGGAAAAAUAGCAGCUAGUAAAAUAAAUACGAUGACGAAACGCCUGAUACAGCUUUCCAGAAACAAACUGAAUCCGAGCACACAGAUUUUCGCAAUCAAAGCUCUGACCAACAUUUGUGAACACCCUGAAGUGAGAAAAGAGGUACAGAAAAAAUAUAUCGAAUAUGUCGAAAAUAUACAAGUUGGUGGAGAUCCCUGUAUACAAAAUUACAAAGCACAAUUGCUCACUGUUCUUGGAUGGGUUGCAUCGAGCUACACAUGA
Messenger RNA from Phaedon cochleariae (mustard beetle), 1188 nucleotides. The record is from the annotation of a GenBank genome assembly. NCBI's taxonomy places the organism in Eukaryota, Metazoa, Arthropoda, Insecta, Coleoptera, Chrysomelidae.